This is a messenger RNA of Beta vulgaris subsp. vulgaris (sugar beet), 2566 nucleotides long. Its product is annotated as phosphatidylinositol 3,4,5-trisphosphate 3-phosphatase and protein-tyrosine-phosphatase PTEN2A. The coding region runs from base 445 to 2271 and encodes 608 amino acids. Gene Ontology annotation, biological process: dephosphorylation. Gene Ontology annotation, cellular component: cytosol. Gene Ontology annotation, molecular function: phosphatidylinositol-3,4,5-trisphosphate 3-phosphatase activity. NCBI's taxonomy places the organism in Eukaryota, Viridiplantae, Streptophyta, Magnoliopsida, Caryophyllales, Amaranthaceae. The record is from RefSeq and is a predicted model, not a curated record. The transcript has 13 exons.
UGAUCCGUUUGUCACCUCCAAAACUCCUCAAUUAAUUUCAUUUAUCCUCCUGAAGAAAAAGUCGUCUACAACGAAGGUAAAGAUACAGUACUUCGCAAGCAACACACCUCCAUGCUCCCCAAACUGUCAAAACGCAUUUCAGUGUAGAUCUCAAAAAAUGGACGAUUGAGAAAUGUCCGACACACGUAACACGUGAACUUUCCACCAUCAAAUUAAUUUCUUUCAUCAUCUCAUGAUCAUCCUAAAAUAAACGCCCUUUCUCUUUUUUAUUAAUUUCAAUUCUCUCUUUCUCUCUCCUCUGAAACCUUACUACUCCGCCAAUUAUCGCCAUCUUCAUCUUCGACUUACCUUCGAUUAUUUUAGUGCAGUUUGUGGUUAUUGGAUGUUGAAUCAUCACCCUGUUGAUGUUUGGAAUUUGAGUGCUUGAAACAAGUAGUGGUGAAAAUGGAUACUGACUCUGUGGAUUCAUCAAUUGCACUUCCUGCCAAGGCUUCAGAUGUGCAGCCUGCUCCUGCUGCAGAGGCCGGGGUGAAUAGUGCCACAAGUGAUGCAUCUUCUAAACAACCAAUCUCAGGCAUAUCGUCAUGGGCAAGGAACUUGAAAAUUCCGCAGCCAAUGGCUGGAGGACAAGUUGAAUCGCCAGCUGAGAACUCUCCUAAAUCGGCCUUUGCACGGUUUACGAGUGGAAUAACAUCGCGGUUGUCCCCAAGAGAGUCGGCACCAGAACAAGUUGCUGAUGCGGGAUCUUCUCAGUCGAAUUUUAUUGGAACCAUCACUAAAGGGUUGGUUGAUUCGUCUAAAAGUGCUGCAAGAGCUGUGUCAGUCAAGGCCCGGCAUGUUGUCUCGCAAAACAAACGAAGAUAUCAGGAAGAUGGAUAUGAUUUGGAUAUGACAUAUAUUACUGAGAAUAUUCUUGCUAUGGGAUUCCCAGCUGGUGAUAUGAGUUCAGGAUUUUUUGGAUAUCUAGAGGGUUUGUAUCGUAAUCAUAUGGAGGAAGUGAUCAGCUUCUUAGAAAGCCAUCAUAAGGGCAAGUACAAAGUUUACAAUCUUUGCUCUGAAAGAUUGUAUGAUGCCUCACUUUUUGAAGGAAAGGUUGCUAGUUGCCCAUUUGAUGACCACAAUUGCCCUCCAAUUCAACUCAUUAUAUCGUUUUGCCAAAGUGCUUACUCAUGGUUGAAGGAGGAUAUUGAGAAUGUUGUGGUUGUGCAUUGUAAGGCUGGAAUGGCUCGGACUGGUUUAAUGAUUUCCAGUCUUCUUUUGUACUUGAAGUUCUUCCCAACUGCCGAGGAGUCAAUUGAUUACUAUAAUCUCAAAAGAUGCUUUGAUGGAAAGGCUCUUGUUCUGCCAAGUCAGAUUAGGUACGUCAAGUAUUUUGAACGAACUUUAACGUACUUCAACGGUGAGAAUCAGCCUGGGCGUAGGUGCAUGCUUAGGGGGUUUAGACUUCACAGGUGUCCUUAUUGGAUCAGGCCCCACAUAACUGUCUCAGAUCACAAUGGUGUAUUAUUUUCAACAAAGAAACAUGCAAGAACAAAGGAUCUGUCGACUGAGGAUUUCUGGUUCAGUGCACCAAAGAAAGGGAUAAUGGUGUUUGCGUUGCCUGGAGAGCCCGGACUAACAGAAUUGUCUGGGGACUUUAAAGUCACAUUUCAUGACCGCCAAGGAGAUUUUUACUUUUGGUUAAACACGACAAUGGUAGAAAAUAGAAAGAUCUUGAACACCGGUGAUAUGGAUGGUUUCGACAAGCGGAAGCUGCCUUCCCCUGGGUUCCAAGUUGAGAUUGUCCUUGUAGACUAUGAUGACACCCUACCACAACCUCAGCCUGUUAACGUGACCCAGAAGCCAGAUGAGAAGCCUGCAGCUCCAUCUGAACCCGUAAUUGAGGCCUCGUCUACUGCAAAAGCUUCUGAAAGUGAACAAGAAGACAAAGAUGAUGUCUUUUCUGAUGACGAGGCUGAUGGAUCAGGCAAUGGAAGAAGUAGAAAAGGUCAGGCAGAUUCUUUUGUGAAAUCGACUGCCCCUCCCUCUGAAACUAAAACCCCUUCAGAUCAUAAGGUGGACAGUUUGACUCGUGGAGUUGAAAAGGUAUCAGUUAGUAAAGGAGGUUCCACAGAAGGCCGAUCGGUAAAUGACUCUAAAAGUGAGACUGCUACGGGAACUGGAACAGGCCUUGCGACGCCUAACUCUGAUGGGGUUAGUGACUUCAAGGCAAUGGCAGCUGAUGCUUCUGUAUUUUCAUUUGGUGAUGAUGAAGAUUAUGAAAGUGACUGAACUUGGGGCCUUGUUGCUUGAUUGCUUCAAUUCAGCAAGCUGUACAUAAAAAAAGCUCCAAUACCAUAGCAAAAUCAUUUCCUUUGGUUUAGGAAGUUCAUGCCUUAUUCAUUUUGUGUUCAUUUGUUUAUGUGGCUUCGCCAUGAAUUGUGGAUAAAGGUUCGCAGUGUAGUUUGUACCAAUGUUUUUGGGAUGUACUUGUGUACUCUCUCUGCUUUGUUACAAUCUUUUCUUCUUUUGGCACCAAUCGAACAAAUGUGUCAAUCAUUUAUGAAGUCUUCUUUCCUUCUGUUAA